AUGACCCCCCCCGAGCCCCUCCGCCCCCCGAGCUGGAAUUUGGGGGGCCCUGGGACCCCCGGUGACACUCCAGGACCCCUCCGCGACCUCGGCUGGCUGCUGGCGCUGGGGGGGGCCCUGGGGGGGGCGCUGGCCCUCGGGGUCCCCCUGCCCCCCCUGUGCCCCCUCCUCCCCCCGCUGGCGGCGGCCGCGUCCAGCGUCGCCUUCGGCCUCGGGCUCCUCCUCCUCGCUCGGCGGCGACUGCGGGGGAGCGGCACCGGACACCCCGUGUACGAAUUCUUCGUCGGGGGCGACCUGGGGUCCCCGCUGGAGCCCCCCGAGAGUCUGCACUGGGAGCGGGUCGGGCUCUGCGCCUGGGUGCUGGUGCUGGCGGCGGCUCUGGGGGAGCAGCAGCGGCUUUGGGGGUCCCCGUCGCUGCCCCUCACGCUCGUGGUGGCUGCUCAGGGGGUCCUGGUGCUGCGGCGCCUCAGGGAGCUGAGCAGGAAUUCCCCCCCCGGUCCCGGGGGUUUCCUGGGGGUCUUCGGGGCCCUGGCCUGGGGCCCUUUCGGGGGUCCCCUCCCAGCGCUGCUGCUGCUGCAGAGACCCCAAAACGGGCUGGGGGGAGCCGGGGGGGCCGCCUGUGGGGGGCUCUAUGUGCUGGGGCUGUGGAUCUUCCACGGUGCCACCACCCAGAGGAGCCUCUUCAGCCGAGACCCUCGGGACCCCCGAGUGGCUGGUCUCCCCACAGUCCCCACGGCCACGGGGCAGGUGCUGCUGGCCGGGGGCUGGUGGGGGCUCGUGCGCCGCCCCGAUGACCUCGGGGAGCUGCUGAUGGCCUUGGGCUGGACCCUCCCCUGUGGCCUGUCACCACCCCUGCUGCUGCUCCUGGCAGGGGCUGCGCUGCGGGAGCUCCGAGCCCUGGUGGGGGAGCGGCGGCAGCGGCGCCGGUUUGGGGGGGCCUGGGGGGGUCUGUGCCAGCGUGUCCCACACCGCCUGCUGCCCCUCGUCUACUGAGGGCUCCUGCGAGCCCCUCCUGCGACCCCCGAGAUCCAGGGAGAGAUAAAUUAGCCUCGCUGAAGUGCUUUCCCUGCCAUCAACUCCUCUCUGUUUCUCUGUGUGACCUGAUCCACGUCCUGUGUGUGAUUUCUCCUUCGUGGACCUUCUAUCUCUGCGUCCUGUACCAGACUUAGCCUUGGCAUGCUAUGCAGUGCAUGGAUUGUAAAUGUUUUUAUUGUAAAUGUGUAAUGGGAUUGUCUGGGUGCAAAUGUUCAUAUAUUGUAUACCACCUUUAUACAGACUUCUGAGGUUCUGACUAGAGAGAGAUCGGUACAUCGCUCUUUAUUUUCAAUAUAGAUAAUAAAAACAAACUCCAGUU
Molecule: messenger RNA, 1354 nt
Organism: Catharus ustulatus (Swainson's thrush)
Lineage: Eukaryota; Metazoa; Chordata; Aves; Passeriformes; Turdidae
Product: delta(14)-sterol reductase TM7SF2-like
Exons: 10
Coding region: 1-993 (330 amino acids)
Biological process (GO): sterol biosynthetic process
Cellular component (GO): nuclear inner membrane; endoplasmic reticulum membrane
Molecular function (GO): oxidoreductase activity, acting on the CH-CH group of donors, NAD or NADP as acceptor
Source: RefSeq, a predicted model, not a curated record